UCGAGAUUAGUCAUCUACAGAUCUAUCUCCAAAAUGAAAACCAUUGUUGUUAUUUUUGUUCUGGUUGUCGUUGUUUCCGCUGCGCCUCAAGAAAUAGUCCUUGUUAAAGAAACUCCUUCUGACAAUGUUGGACUUGGUGGUUAUAAUUAUGGUUUCCAACUUUCCGACGGUCAAAUUAAACAGGAAUCUGCAGAAGUGAUCGAAGGAGGAACUGAUGGUCAAUUCUUACGAGUUCGAGGUACCUUCUCUUUUGUUGAUCCACAAACUAAUGUUGCAUAUACUGUAAAUUAUGUUGCCGAUGACACUGGUUUCCAUCCACAAGGAGAACAUCUUCCAUAAGUUUAAAUUUUUCAAAUAUUUGAUAUAGAAUAUUCAUUAAUUGCUAUAUAAUAUUUUCCAUUGAUUGAAAAUUUGAUUGUUUUAAAUCUUGU
Molecule: messenger RNA, 431 nt
Organism: Apis laboriosa (Himalayan honeybee)
Lineage: Eukaryota; Metazoa; Arthropoda; Insecta; Hymenoptera; Apidae
Gene: CPR13
Product: endocuticle structural protein SgAbd-6-like
Exons: 2
Coding region: 34-339 (101 amino acids)
Cellular component (GO): chitin-based extracellular matrix
Molecular function (GO): structural constituent of chitin-based larval cuticle
Source: RefSeq, a predicted model, not a curated record